GCUGGACAAAAUUCUCUAGCCGGUACCGCUACAUCAUCGAGUUGGAUUUGCUCUCUGUUUCCAACUUAAAGGAGCUGAAGAGAGAACCAAAAACAGAGAGAGAGAAAUAAACAAUAAUGGCAUCAGACGAUCAGGAGAUUCCAGAUGGAUCCGUGCGGAAUAUACUAGAACAAGAUACCCUCAAGUGGGUGUUCGUCGGAGGCAAAGGCGGUGUGGGGAAAACGACAUGCAGUUCGAUUCUGUCAAUCCUUCUGGCGAGUGUCAGAUCCUCUGUUUUGAUCAUAUCCACUGACCCAGCUCACAAUCUUAGCGAUGCGUUUCAACAGCGAUUCACCAAGACCCCGACUUUGGUUAAUGGCUUCACCAAUCUAUAUGCUAUGGAAGUUGAUCCUAAUGUUGAAAAUGAGGAAAUAGGCGUGAAUGAUGGAAUGGACAGUGUGUUUUCUGAACUAGCAAAUGCAAUUCCUGGAAUUGACGAGGCUAUGAGCUUUGCAGAAAUGUUGAAGUUGGUGCAAACAAUGGAUUAUUCUGUCAUUGUAUUUGAUACAGCUCCAACUGGUCAUACACUUCGACUAUUACAAUUCCCAUCAACUUUAGAGAAGGGGCUUCAAAAAAUGAUGUCUUUGAAAAAUAAAUUUGGCGGCUUAUUAAGUCAGAUGACCCGCCUCUUUGGUAUUGAUGAUGAAUUUGGUGAAGAUGCCCUUUUGGGAAGGCUUGAGGGCAUGAAAGAUGUGAUUGAACAAGUCAAUAGGCAAUUCAAAGACCCAGAUUUGACAACUUUUGUCUGUGUUUGUAUUCCGGAAUUCCUCUCUCUCUAUGAAACAGAGAGACUGGUGCAGGAACUUACCAAAUUUGAGAUAGAUACACACAAUAUUAUCAUUAACCAAGUACUUUAUAAUGAUGAAGACGUGGAAUCCAAAUUGCUCAAAGCAAGGAUGCGGAUGCAGCAAAAGUAUCUUGAUCAGUUCUACAUGUUGUAUGAUGACUUUCAUAUCACCAAGUUGCCAUUGCUGCCAGAAGAGGUUACUGGGGUUGAAGCUCUGAAAGCUUUCUCAACUCACUUCAAGGCGCCUUAUCAGCCUUGCACCAGUAAAGGCACGGUGGAAGAACUGGAAAGAAGGAUAGCUACACUGAAGGAACAGUUGACGGAUGCUGAAGCAGAACUGGAGAAACUCCAAAAAGGAAAGCAAAUUGCCUAAUGGUCUGUGGACACAUUUUAUCUGAGAUCACGAUUAAAUGGCAAUAUGGCAUCUGCUGACUUCAGUUGCCAGGAAAAGUGGAUCCUUCAUUUCACUAUUGAAUGAUGUCCUGGGUAGAUUUAUUUAAUAUUGAUUUUUUUUGUUCUAAUUAAUUUUUUCAUGAAUUUCUUUUGUACCUUUCACUUCACAAUAAGUGGAAAUUUUUGCCGUCAAAGAAUGGAUUACACGGCCAUAUCGAGUAUCUGUAGGUGCUUAUUUUCUUUACCAUUUUAGACCAUGAAUGGGUUAUUGUCAUUGACGUCGAACAAUAUUCAGAAUAGAAAAUCCUUUUUCCUUA
Molecule: messenger RNA, 1536 nt
Organism: Jatropha curcas
Lineage: Eukaryota; Viridiplantae; Streptophyta; Magnoliopsida; Malpighiales; Euphorbiaceae
Product: P-loop containing nucleoside triphosphate hydrolases superfamily protein
Biological process (GO): tail-anchored membrane protein insertion into ER membrane
Cellular component (GO): GET complex
Molecular function (GO): ATP binding; ATP hydrolysis activity
Source: RefSeq, a predicted model, not a curated record